Molecule: messenger RNA, 9281 nt
Organism: Drosophila willistoni
Lineage: Eukaryota; Metazoa; Arthropoda; Insecta; Diptera; Drosophilidae
Gene: brp
Product: plectin
Exons: 25
Coding region: 1246-7986 (2246 amino acids)
Biological process (GO): maintenance of presynaptic active zone structure; neuromuscular synaptic transmission; regulation of synaptic plasticity
Cellular component (GO): cytoskeleton of presynaptic active zone
Molecular function (GO): structural constituent of presynaptic active zone
Source: RefSeq, a predicted model, not a curated record
CAACGGCAUUUGCCGGAUAUAUAACACACGGGCCUUCCCCCCACCAGCUGCCGCACAACAAAAAUUUUUUGGCCCAAAUCCAUUUAAAAUUACAACCAGCAACAGCAACAACAAGAAAGAGAAGCAAAACUAAUUAACCAACUAACUAACUAAACCAUAAGCAACAAGCAACUUACUUACCACAGCUAACAACUAAACUAAAUUCAACUAACUAGCUAAAUGUUAACAAAAAGUGCAAUAAAGCUAAAACAAGAAGCUGUCCUCGUAUAAUCGUAAUAGCAACAGGAGAAACCGGAAACCGGAAAUGCACAUUGAGCCAACAACGCCGACGCCAACGACGACGCCUGAUAACAACUGCAGCAACAAAUUAUGCUCACACACACACUAAUAGCCAUAAGCCACACUGUGAUCCCCAAAACUGACUGACUGAGUGUGUGUGUGUUGAGAGAGUGCGUGUGUGUGUGUCUGUGUGAAGUAAUACUAGUGUUGUAGUAGUGAGUGGAAGCAGCAACAGCCACUGCAACUUGCAAUUGGAUAUACAAAUUUUUUUUCAUCCAACUUUCAAAAACAAAAUCAUUCAAAAUUCAUCGUCUAAGCAAAGCGGAUGCAACAGCAAGCAACACAUAAGGAUAACAACAACAAGAACAACAAUAAAGAAUUUAAUUUUACCAAACCUUAACUCUGCAUAUCAAAGUGAAAGCAAAAGCUAAAGGAUUCAAAAAGUUAACCAGACAAGAUCAUAAUCAAACGUUGCAUUUAAGCAGAAAAAAACCGAAAUAGAUAUACAUAAAGAGGACACUCGAACCCAACGUCUAGCAAUAUCCAAGGACCAAGGAUAGCAAACGGUGUUGUGUGCAUGCCGCGGAUCAGCCGCGGAUUAUGUCACGCGACGAUUAUAAUCCAGUGAAUAGCUCUGGUGUCCGCAGUCCGGGUCGUGUGCGGCGACUGCAGGAAUUGCCAACUGUCGAUCGUUCACCAUCCAGGGAUUACGGCGCCCCACGCGGAAGUCCUUUAGCUGUAAGAGGCAAACUUGGCAAAUUGCAUUAGAUAAAGGCUAAAAGAGAAAACCAUGGCUCACAGCUGAGCCAGACACAUACACAAACCCCCACACAUAGACGUCGAGGAUAGCAGAAGAAAGACAAGUCGAAGGAUAAGAGAGAGAGAAACUGGUUAAAUCCAUUUAACUGAAUUUUGCUGAAGCAACGCUGACAAAAUCAAAGCCUCAAACUGGAUUACAAUUAUGCAAUGGGCAGUCCAUACUACCGCGACAUGGAUGAGCCAACAAGUCCCGCCGGAGCGGGACACCAUCGCAGUCGAAGUGCCAGCAGACCACCGAUGUCACAUGCCAUGGACUAUCCAAGAACCCGCUAUCAGUCAUUGGAUCGCGGUGGUCUGGUUGAUCCACAUGAUCGUGAAUUUAUACCCAUACGAGAGCCACGCGAUCGUUCCAGAGAUCGUUCGCUGGAACGUGGACUUUAUCUAGAAGAUGAGCUAUAUGGCAGAUCAGCACGUCAGAGUCCCAGUGCCUUGGGUGGCUAUAAUACGGGCAUGGGCCCGACAUCGGAUCGGGCCUAUUUGGGGGAUUUGCAGCAUCAGAAUACAGAUCUGCAACGUGAAUUGGGUAAUCUAAAGCGUGAGCUAGAGCUGACAAAUCAAAAACUGGGCAGUUCCAUGCAUAGCAUUAAGACCUUCUGGUCGCCAGAGUUGAAAAAAGAAAGAGCUUUGCGUAAGGAGGAGAGCGCCAAAUAUAGUUUAAUCAAUGAUCAAUUGAAGCUGCUUAGCACAGAGAAUCAGAAACAAGCCAUGUUGGUGCGUCAACUGGAAGAGGAGCUGCGUUUGCGUAUGCGUCAACCCAAUUUGGAAAUGCAACAACAAAUGGAGGCCAUCUAUGCAGAGAAUGAUCAUUUGCAGCGUGAGAUUAGUAUAUUGCGCGAAACGAUCAAGGAUCUGGAAUGCCGUGUAGAGACACAAAAACAAACACUAAUAGCACGUGAUGAGAGUAUUAAAAAGUUACUGGAAAUGCUGCAAGCCAAGGGCAUGGGCAAAGAGGAGGAGCGUCAAAUGUUCCAGCAAAUGCAGGCAAUGGCACAGAAACAGAUGUACAAUAACUACACGGGCAUCAGCGGAUCCAGCCCACCACUGCCAGAUAUUAUUGGACAAUACUACGGACCGGCAGGAGGAGCAGCAGCAGCAGCAGGAGGAGGACUUGGAGGAUAUGGUCCAGCUAGUUGCCAGCCAGGCUAUGCCGGCGGUGGUUAUGAUUUUUAUGGCGGACCCUCCACCUCAGCAGGAUAUCUAUAUGACCCAGCAGCAACAGCAGCAGCAGCCACACAAAUUUAUGGCCAAACCUCACCCAUACGACGACGAAGAUAUAGUAUUGCUGGAUUACCAUCGGCUACCAUGUAUCAGGAUGUUUAUGGCUAUCCGGCGCCACCAUUGCAUCAGACCAGCUCAUCAAAUAUAGUCAAUUUGCUUAACGAAGCCCAUAAGUCAAUAUCGCGAUCCUCGCAAAUACUUAAUCUUACGAAUCAGGCAAGGCAAUUGGGUCAGCCAAUUACCACGCCAUUGUCGGCCAAUGCCUAUCCGGGUCGCAUUGUCUCCAGUUAUCCCACGUUGCAUCCGGGUGAUACAUCGCCGCCAUAUCUCAACGAUAAUCUUAUGCAAAUGUCGACAAGUUUCUCCUCCCAGCCGAAUAUGUACUUCCAGCCGCAGCAGCAGCAGCAGCAGCAGGCAGCGGCGGCAGCAGCUCAGCUGACAGCAGCCCAAAGUGCAGCAGCAGCUGCUGCACGCCUGAGGCCAGCAUAUUCAGUAUCAAAUUUAGCCACCAGCGGCUGCUAUCCAGGAUUGUUGGGGACAGCAGCUGGACGUUAUGGCUCAACACAAGCGAAUCCAUAUCAAAGUGAUCUCGCCGGCUAUGGGGGGCCAAGCAUGGGUGGUGGUUAUGGUCCCAGUCUACUGGGUGGUGGUGGUGGUGGUAUGGGUUUAGGCCUCUGGCCAAAUAGCCACCAGCAGCAGCGGCAACUCAUGUCCCAUUCACUGCAUGCCUCCAAUCCCGCCAUUUCGCAAUAUUAUCAACAGCCGGCAAUGAGUAGCUCGGCAUUGGCCUAUAAUCUGCAACAGCAAUUUGCUGGCACUCAGAACAGCGGUAGUCACUAUAAUCAAGCCAAUCAGCAUCCGCAUUCGCAUAUACAGGCAUCGGUGCAACAGCAAAUGCAUCCACAGUAUCAAUACCAUGUGCAUCAGCAUCAGAAUCAUUUGCAAACCCAUCCACUUGCCGCCUUGGCCAAUACGAGCGGUGUCUUUGGUGGCACAUUGGCCAGCAGUAGUGUUAGGGAUGCGGCUUCCAAUUAUGAUCUAUUGCAUCAUACGCACACGGCUGGGCAGCAGCAGCAACAACAACAACAUCAUCAUCAUCACCAUCAGCCACAUCAUUUGGGCUAUACGCAUUUGCAUUCGCAUCCGCACUUGCAUUCGCAUCAUCAACAACAACAACAACAGCAACACCAUCAACAGCAACAACAUCAUCACCACCAACAUCAUUUGCCAUACUCGAAACUAGACUUAGAUUAUCCGAAACUGCCGCAAGAGCAUAAGCGACAAUUGGACGAAUUCCGUCUUGAAAUACAAAGAAGGGAUCAAGAGAUUCUGGCGAUGGCGGCAAAAAUGAAAACACUGGAAGAGCAGCAUCAGGACUAUCAGCGGCAUAUAGCGGUGCUCAAGGAAUCGCUAUGCGCCAAAGAAGAGCACUACAACAUGCUGCAAACGGAUGUGGAGGAGAUGCGCGCCCGUCUCGAGGAGAAGAACCGCCUGAUUGAGAAAAAGACGCAAGGUACCUUGCAGACAGUUCAAGAGCGUAACCGGCUAACCAGCGAGCUCACCGAACUCAAGGAUCACAUGGACAUUAAGGAUCGCAAGAUCAGUGUUCUGCAGCGAAAGAUCGAGAAUCUCGAGGACCUGCUCAAGGAGAAAGACAACCAGGUGGAUAUGGCCCGUGCCCGACUAUCGGCCAUGCAGGCCCAUCAUAGUAGUUCGGAGGGUGCUCUAACCAGUCUGGAGGAAGCCAUUGGCGACAAAGAGAAACAGAUGGCCCAGUUGCGGGAUCAGCGUGAUCGUGCCGAGCAUGAAAAACAAGAGGAGCGUGAUCUCCACGAACGAGAGGUGGCCGACUAUAAGAUCAAGUUGCGUGCCGCCGAAAGUGAGGUGGAGAAACUGCAGACACGACUCGAGCGUGCGGUCAAUGAGCGUGAACGUCUCGAAAUCAAGCUGGAGGCCUCGCAAAGUGAAUUGGGCAAAUCGAAGGCAGAACUGGAAAAGGCCACCUGUGAAAUGGGACGUAGCAGUGCCGAUUGGGAGUCGACCAAGCAGCGUAUAGCACGUCUUGAACUGGAGAAUGAGCGGCUGAAACACGAUUUGGAACGUUCCCAGAUGCAGCUAGAAGAACAGACCACACUACACAAAAAUGUACAAAAGUUAAUGUUUGAAUCGGGCAAGAUAUCGACAACGUUUGGACGUACCACAAUGACCACAUCCCAGGAAUUGGAUCGGGCCCAAGAGAGAGCAGACAAGGCGGCCGCCGAACUGCGUCGCACUCAGGCCGAGCUGAGAGUCACACAGGGCGAAACUGACAAACGUUUUUCGGAUGCGGAACGGGCACGUGAAGAAGCCGCCGCUCUGCAGGAGAAACUGGAGAAGAGCCAGGGCGAAGUAUAUCGAUUGAAGGCCAAACUGGAGAAUGCUCAAGGCGAACAGGAGAGUCUGCGUCAGGAGCUGGAGAAGGCACAGAGUGGCGUGUCGCGCAUUCAUGCCGAUCGUGAUAGGGCCUUCUCUGAGGUUGAGAAAAUCAAGGAGGAAAUGGAACGCACACAGGCCACCCUGGGCAAGGCUCAACUGCAGCAUGAGAAAUUGCAAAACUCGUUGGACAAGGCCCAAAAUGAGGUGGAUCAUCUGCAGGAUAAAUUGGACAAGGCCGGCACCGAGAAUCGUCGUCUUGUGUUGGAGAAGGAGAAGUUAACAUAUGACUAUGAUAAUCUGCAAUCGCAGCUGGAUAAGGCCCUGGGUCAGGCGGCUCGCAUGCAGAAAGAACGUGAGACUCUAACCCUGGAUACAGAUCGCAUACGCGAGAAACUCGAAAAGACGCAGAUGCAAUUAGCACGCAUUCAAAAGGAACGGGAUCAGUUCUCUGAUGAACUGGAAACGCUCAAGGAGCGCUCGGAAUCAUCACAAACGCUAUUGAUGAAGGCCGCCCGCGAUCGUGAGGCCAUGCAAACGGAUCUGGAAGUGCUGAAGGAGCGCUACGAGAAAUCGCAUGCCAUUCAACAGAAAUUGCAGAUGGAACGCGAUGAUGCCGUUACCGAGGUGGAAAUACUGAAAGAGAAACUGGACAAGGCCUUGUAUGCCAGUCAGAAACUGAUCGAUGAGAAAGAUACGUCGAAUAAGGAAUUCGAAAAAAUGUUGGAGAAAUAUGAUCGGGCCCAGAAUGAGAUCUAUCGGUUGCAAUCGCGUUGCGAUACAGCUGAAGCGGAUCGAGCUCGCCUCGAGGUAGAGGCUGAACGCUCUGGCCUGGCAGCUAGCAAGGCCCGCGAGGAUCUGCGCAAAUUGCAGGAUGAGAGCACUCGACUGCAAGAGGCCUGCGAUCGGGCGGCCCUUCAGUUGAGUCGCGCCAAAGAGUGCGAGGAUAAUGCUCGCAGUGAAUUGGAGCACAGUCGAGAUCGUUUCGAUAAACUGCAAACUGAUAUUCGCAGAUCGCAGGGCGAAAAAGAGCACUUCCAAUCGGAAUUGGAACGUGUUACCUAUGAGCUGGAACGCGCCCAUGCCGCCCAGACCAAGGCCGGAGCCAGUGUGGAGGCAGCCAAAGAGGAGGCAGCUCAUUAUGCAGUGGAACUGGAAAAGAUGCGAGAGCGCUAUGAAAAGAGUCAGGUGGAGUUGCGCAAAUUGCAGGAUACAGAUACCUUUGGCCGUGAAACGCGACGUCUCAAGGAGGAGAACGAACGACUGCGCGAGAAGCUGGACAAGACGCUCAUGGAGCUAGAAACAAUUCGAGGCAAGUCGCAGUAUGAAUCGGAAUCGUUUGAGAAAUACAAGGACAAGUAUGAAAAGAUCGAGAAUGAGAUCCAAAAUAUGGAAUCCAAACUGCAUGAGACCAGCCUUCAAUUGGAACUUUCCAAGGGUGAGGUGGCCAAACUGUUGGCCAAUCAGGAUAAGCAACGCAGCGAGCUGGAACGGGCCCACAUCGAGCGGGAGAAGGCACGCGAUAAGCACGAGAAACUGCUGAAGGAGGUCGAUCGUUUGCGCCUGCAACAGUCCUCGGUGAGCCCCGGCGAUCCGGUUCGUUCCUCGACCUCCGCCUCGCUAUCGGCGGGCGAGCGCCAGGAGAUCGAUCGGCUGCGUGAUCGCCUCGAAAAGGCGCUGCAGUCGCGCGAUGCCACCGAACUGGAGGCCGGUCGCUUGGCCAAGGAACUGGAGAAGGCACAAAUGCAUCUGGCCAAACAGCAGGAGAAUACCGAAUCCACGCGCAUCGAAUUCGAACGCAUGGGUGCGGAAUUGGGCCGAUUGCACGAUCGUCUCGAGAAAUCCGAGUCGGAGAAGGAGUCCCUAAGACAGGGCAGCCGCAACGGACCAUCUGGUGGCGCCCAUCCGCAAUUGGAAAAGCACGUACAGAAACUGGAGUCCGACAUCAAGCAAUUGGCCAUGGAGCGAGAGCAGCUGGUCAUCCAGCUGGAAAAGAGCCAAGAGAUAUUGAUGAACUUCCAAAAGGAGUUGCAAAAUGCCGAAACGGAAUUGCAAAAGACCCGCGAAGAGAACCGCAAACUGCGCAAUGGCCAGCCUGUGGCACCAGCAGCGCCAGCCGAAAUUCAAGGUAUGCAAAAAGAGAUCCAAGCCCUGCAACAGAAACUGCAAGAGUCGGAGCGUGCUCUGGCCGCGGCAGGACCACAACAGGGAGCUGCAGCAGCAGCGGCAGCUGGAGCCAGCCGCGAGGAGAUCGAACAAUGGCGCAAGGUUAUCGAACAGGAGAAGAAUCGUGCCGAUAUGGCCGACAAGGCGGCCCAGGAGAUGCACAAACGCAUCCAGCUGAUGGACCAACACAUCAAGGAUCAGCAUGCUCAGAUGCAGAAGAUGCAACAGCAAAUGGCCCAGCAGCAGCAGCAGGUGGCGCAACAGCAACAACAACAGCAACAAUCGGCCGCUACCAGCGGUGUCGAUGCCAAAGAACUGGAAAAGGUCAAGACCGAACUUCAAGCAGCCUGCACAGAACGAGAUCGCUUCCAGCAACAAUUGGAACUGCUCGUCCAAGAACUCGAGAAGAGUCAGUUAUCCAAUCAAGAGCAAGCCAAACAACUUCAAACAGCCCAACAACAAGUGCAACAAUUGCAGCAACAAAUCCAAACACUUCAACAGCAAAUGCAACAAUUGCAACAGGCGGGCAAUGCGGGAGCCGCUGCCACCGAUGUACAGCGCCAGCAACUGGAACAGCAACAAAAACAAUUGGAAGAGGUGCGCAAACAGAUCGACAACCAGGCCAAGGCAACCGAAAGCGAACGCAAAAUCAUCGACGAGCAGCGUAAACAGAUCGAUGCCAAACGCAAGGAUAUCGAAGACAAGGAAAAGAAAAUGGCCGAUUUCGAUGUACAGUUGCGCAAACGCAAAGAGCAAAUGGACCAACUGGAAAAGUCACUGCAAACGCAAGGCGGCGGUGCAGCGGCAGCUGGCGAGCUGAACAAAAAACUUAUGGAUACGCAAAGGCAGCUGGAAGCGUGUGUCAAGGAGCUGCAAAACACAAAGGAGGAGCACAAGAAGGCAGCAACCGAAACGGAACGUUUGCUGCAAUUGGUACAAAUGUCGCAGGAAGAGCAAAAUGCCAAGGAGAAGACCAUUAUGGAUUUGCAACAAGCCUUAAAGAUCGCUCAAGCCAAAGUCAAACAAGCACAAACGCAACAACAACAGCAACAGGAUGCUGGGCCAGCUGGCUUCUUGAAGAGCUUUUUCUAAACAGUGCCCCACAGAAAUAUGUAUACAACAAACACACACACACACUCACAAGAAUAUAUAGAAAACAAAAGAAGAGAAAAGAAAACACACACACACACACACACCAACUUGUACUAUUUUACCUACUAUGAUACCAAGAGCACUGUCUACUAUUUUGUAAACUACCGAAUACCGAUUACCGUUGCCGACUAUGCAGUAUUUCUACUACUCUUAUACAAACAUAGACACAGACACUCACACACACACACACACACACUCACUCACAUUUGUAAAUGACAUAUGUAUGUAAACAACAAGAACAAAUUAUUUGAUAUUUAUGUGUAUUGUAAUUAGGUUUUGCCGCUAUACUCAAAUUAUGAAUGCAUUUAAAUGUCAGUCAGCUAGCAAAAAAGAAAACGAAAACUAAUAAGAAAAACCAAAAAAAAAAAAAGAACGUGUAAUUUGUAACUAAAUCUCUCUCUUGAACUCGAACUUAACUUAAUUGUAUACCUACCUACCUACCGUUAACCCUUUCUCACACACACACACUCUCUCAAAAAAUUAAACACCUAAGCCUGUCUCUGUAAUUUUCGUAACUCUCUCUAUCAUGCUUUUUCUCUAUCUCACUCUCUUUCUCACACUCUUUCAAUUGAUCUCGUACAUUAUUAUCGCACGUCGCGCUGAAAAGUAAAGCUAAAGGUUAGACAGUUUUUGACGAGAAUGUGAUUCAGUGUUGAAAAAACCAAAAAAAAAAAAAAACAUUAAAAAAUUAUACAAAUGGAACAUGUUUAACUUAAUUUAAUGCUGCGAUACCCAAACAAAACAAAAAACAAAUAUCAGAUGAUAUAUGAUGUAUGCUAGCCUCUGUUAUAGUUAGUUAAAAAUGCAAUUCGAAUAUGGAAAUGUGGAAAAAGAAACAAACAAACAAAAAAAUACACACACUCACACACAUUCUCUUACACCUAUACAACACUGUACAUAAAGCAUUCAUUCGAAUCAGUAAAAAUAAAUAUAACAAAUACCAAUACAAAUACAAUAUGUAGAGCAAUAAAUUAUAUAUAUACCUAACAACAACAAAAAAACUAAACAAAUAUAUGUAUUAUAUAUAUAUGGUAGUUACAAGAGCAUUGCUAGUAAAUUAUAUAGACAUAUAUAUAUAUAUUUAUUGCGUAGCCUUUAGCCGUGUACCAAAGAAAUAUAGAUGAACUUUGCAAAAGAUCGUUGGAAUGGUAGUAGAAGCAGCAUUAACACAUUAUAUACCUAUAGAGAGCAUGCCUAAUAUCAAAUAAAAACAUUAUAUCUAAAUAACAAUAAUA